ACAGUACAAGUCGUCGUCGUCGUCGUCUAGUUAGACGAAAGCAUAAGAAACGUGACUCUCGUUCUCAUAAAUUCUCAUUACAACAAGAAACCUUUAUCAUUUUAGAGAACUGUGACUUUGCAUUCAGUUAGGGCAAAGUAUCAUAUUCUCUCUUUUUCUUCCACAACUUUCAUCUCUGAAACCCUCUGCUUCUCCAGACCCGAUGCUUGACCCCAUGGACUUGCUCCGAUCCAAUCUCUCCCGGGUUCGGAUCCCGGAGCCUACGAACCGUAUCUACAAGCAUGAAUGCUGCUUAUCGUUCGACACUCCGAGAUCAGAAGGUGGCUUGUUCAUUGACAUGAAUACAUUCCUUGCUUUUGGAAAAGAGUGUGUUGCUUGGAACUACGAGAAGACUGGAAAUCCAGUAUAUUUACAUAUAAAGCAAACAAAAAAGUUGGUACCUGAAGAUAGGCCUUUGAAAAAACCAACUCUACUGGCUAUAGGGGUUGAUGGUGGAUAUGAUAACAAUGAAAUUGAAUAUGAAGAGACCUACAGCAUUGUCAUAAUUCCUGAUUACGCAAUCCUUCCAUUUCCUUCUGUAGAGUUACCAGAGAAGGUAAGGUUGGCAGUUGAUGCUAUUUUAUUAGCUGAGAGUGCUGAGCGGAAAGAGCAAGUUGCAGCCUGGACAGCAGAUAAAAAACAAGUUAGUGCUUAUGCAACGAAUUUGCAACAAAUUGACAAUGGUGUUAUUGUUCCUCCAUCUGGUUGGAAAUGUGCAAAGUGUGAUAAAACAGAGAAUCUUUGGUUAAAUUUAACUGAUGGUACGAUUCUUUGUGGGCGGAAAAAUUGGGAUGGAACUGGUGGCAACAACCAUGCCGUUGACUAUUAUAAGGAAACAAACUAUCCUCUUGCUGUAAAACUGGGGACCAUUACAGCUGACUUAGAAGGAGCAGAUGUUUUCUCAUACCCAGAGGAUGAAAGUGUUGUGGAUCCACUCCUAGCGCAACAUCUGCAAUUUUUUGGCAUUGAUUUUUCAUCAUUACAGAAGACAGAAAUGACUACUGCUGAGAGAGAACUUGACCAAAAUACAAAUUUUGAUUGGAACCGAAUCCAAGAAAGUGGACAGGAUGUUGAACCGAUUUGUGGACCUGGUUACACAGGGCUUGUCAAUCUUGGAAAUAGCUGUUACCUCGCAGCAACUAUGCAAGUUGUCUUCUCAACAGACUCUUUCUACACACGAUACUACAAGAACCAGAGUUUAAAAAUGGCAUUUGGGAUGGCUCCUGCUGAUCCCACUGUAGACCUGAAUAUGCAGUUAACAAAGCUGGGACAUGGUUUGCUAUCUGGUAAAUACUCUGUUCCCUCUCAGGAGGGAAGUGAUGAUUUCAAUGUUAAAAAUUCAUCAUCAACUGCUAAACAGGAAGGAAUACCACCUCGUAUGUUCAAAGCUGUUAUUGCUGCCAGCCAUCCUGAAUUUUCUACCAUGAGACAGCAGGAUGCCCUGGAGUUUUUCCUACAUUUUCUCGAUCAAGUAGAACAAGUAGAACGAUCUAAUUCUGGGAGAUCUGAGGCUGAUUCUUCAAGGUGCUUCAAGUUUGGUGUUGAAGAUCGUAUUCAGUGUUCUUCUGGAAAAGUUGCUUACAAUAGAAGGCUUGAUUAUAUUCUAUCUUUAAAUAUCCCAUUGCAUGCAGCUUCUAAUAAAGAUGAACUUGAAGCCUUUCAGAAACUGAAAGCAGAAAAAAUUUCAGAAGGGAAGGAAAUAUCCAAUGAUGAGAUUGUACGCCCAAGGGUGCCUCUUGAAGCAUGCCUUGCUAGCUUUUCAUCUCCAGAGGAGAUACAUGAUUUUUACAGUACUGCAUUGAAGGCAAAGACAACAGCUAUCAAGACUACAGGUCUAACUUCAUUCCCUGAUUACUUAGUGUUGCACAUGCGGAAAUUUGUAAUGGAGGAGGGCUGGGUGCCUAAAAAGCUAGAUGUCUAUGUAGAUGUUCCUGAUAUUAUAGAUAUUAGUCACAUGCGCAGCAAGGGAUUGCAACCUGGGGAAGAGAUCUUACCAGAGUGUUUUCCUGACAAUGAGGCUGAAUCAAAUCUACCUUUUGCCGAUGAGGGUAUUGUAUCUCAGCUUGUUUCCAUGGGGUUUAGCCAUCUUCAUUGUCAGAAGGCUGCAAUUAAGACCUCAAAUACUGGAGUGGAAGAGGCAAUGAAUUGGUUACUUUCUCACAUGGACGACGCGGAUAUAGAUGCUCCUAUAUCUCAAGGUGGAGAACCUGCAGUCGACCAAUCAAAACUUGAAAUGCUGCUUUCAUUUGGAUUUUCAGAAGAAGUAGCUCGGAAGGCACUGAAGGCAUCGGGUGGUGACAUUGAGAAAGCAACAGAUUGGAUAUUCAACAAUCCUGAUGCUGCAUCUGCUUCUUCUGAUAUGGAUGCAACAACAUCGAACCCAACUUCUAACCCAGCUGACAUCGGGUUACCUGAUGGCGGAGGAAGAUACAAACUUAUGGGAAUUGUAAGCCACAUUGGAACCUCCACUCAAUGUGGGCAUUACGUGGCUCACAUUUUCAAAGAUGGGAGAUGGGUCAUUUUUAACGAUGACAAGGUUGGGGCUUCCAUUAAUCCUCCCAAGGACAUGGGAUAUUUGUACUUUUUUGAGAGGAUCAAUAGUUGAGAGAUACCGGGUUUUAACUUUCGAAUACAUGCAAAAGUGGUAGGAGACACUCAAUAGUGGAUAGUUUUGCAGAAACCUGUUUGAUGUAUUCUUUGGUCUGGCGUAGCAUUAAUUUCUGCAACGCCCUUUGACCCGCGACGGUAUCAGUUUCCCAUUGGCUAUAUCGAUGCUGUUUUUGGUUGCGGCCUUUACUGAGUUUACCUGAUUUCUCUGCAGUUUUUUCUCCCCUCAUUUCCUUUUAUAUUAGACAUUCAAAUUCUCAUGUUACCCAUUACAUUCUUCAGAAACUUUGGGUUAUUGUUGUCGGGAAUUAUUUCUCUCGGUGAUAAAUAUGAAAGUUCUUCAUGCUCUUUAUUAUGUGCGAACUUUGAUAAAGUAAAAUAGAUUAGUCAAUUAUUUU
Humulus lupulus (European hop) is the source of this 3044-nucleotide messenger RNA. RefSeq names its product ubiquitin carboxyl-terminal hydrolase 14. The record is from RefSeq and is a predicted model, not a curated record. The transcript has 20 exons. Bases 203 to 2644 code for a protein of 813 amino acids. Gene Ontology annotation, molecular function: protein binding; zinc ion binding; cysteine-type deubiquitinase activity. NCBI's taxonomy places the organism in Eukaryota, Viridiplantae, Streptophyta, Magnoliopsida, Rosales, Cannabaceae. Gene Ontology annotation, biological process: protein deubiquitination.